AUGUCGACUGCGGAUUAUCCGCAGGCGGACGGGCAAACCAAGCGCGUGAACCGCGUGCUCGUGGACUUGCUGAAAAGCUACGCCCAGUCGUUCGACAACUGGAGCGACUACUUGCCGAUGGCCGAGUUCGCCAUCAACAACGCGGUGCAUACCUCGACCGGGCAUACACCGUUCUUCGUGAACGCCAUGCGGCAUCCACGGCUUCCGAAUACACUCGGGGCGGACCACGCACAGUCGGGGACUGAUGCGACUACAAGUGGCGAGUCUGUGCAGGACACAGACGCGGACAAAAUCAAUGAGCUGGACCCGGGGUUCAGCUCUCAAGCAAUGGACUUUGUCCACGAACGACAAGCAGUCGUUCGCUUUGUACAAGAUGCAAUUGCAGCUUCUGCGGAUAGGCAGAAGCUGAACGCAGAUAAUGUUUGA
This is a messenger RNA of Phytophthora megakarya, 426 nucleotides long. Lineage: Eukaryota; Oomycota; Peronosporomycetes; Peronosporales; Peronosporaceae. The record is from the annotation of a GenBank genome assembly.